Messenger RNA from Baudoinia panamericana UAMH 10762, 284 nucleotides. RefSeq lists its product as uncharacterized. The record is from RefSeq and is a predicted model, not a curated record. NCBI's taxonomy places the organism in Eukaryota, Fungi, Ascomycota, Dothideomycetes, Mycosphaerellales, Teratosphaeriaceae. The transcript has a single exon. Bases 87 to 245 code for a protein of 52 amino acids.
GUCGUCUAUAUGACUUACAACAGGCUUGUCCAGCAUCAGUGCAGCGCAUGAGCUCGGGCGGACAUGGCUGAAUCUCACCACGUUGCAUGCAUACAGUUGACCGAAUAGGUAGGGGCAUGAAUACACUCGCGUGUGUGUCUUCGUUCGUUUCUGGAACCCUUAAAUUCCAUAUGGAAGCAGGACCUGCUUCAGUAUCUGAAGAGGUUCCUUCUUCUCUUGGCUGCGACAACACGCAGAUUCGGUGAGUCGAUAUGUUUGCGUAGCAACAGUCGCGGCUACAGUCC